This is a messenger RNA of Phacochoerus africanus (Common warthog), 1113 nucleotides long. It is a transcript of the gene TMEM176A, whose product is annotated as transmembrane protein 176A. The record is from RefSeq and is a predicted model, not a curated record. NCBI's taxonomy places the organism in Eukaryota, Metazoa, Chordata, Mammalia, Artiodactyla, Suidae. The transcript is spliced from 7 exons. Gene Ontology annotation, cellular component: membrane. The coding region runs from base 129 to 860 and encodes 243 amino acids.
CAACUCCCGCCCCUUUCUGCCCAGUUCUCUGCCCUAGUGGCUCUCCCCAGCCCUGCAUCACAUCCAGACUGCUGGCCUCCGGUCCCCAGUCCCCGGUCCCCGAGGAGAACAGGAGCGUGUCUGCAGGCAUGGGAACCUCAGACGGUGGGGAGGCGGGGUCUGGGGCUCCCCAGCCCAACCGCAUCGAGGUGCACGUCCACCAGGAGUCAGGUCUGGCCAAGCUCCUGCUGAGCGGGUGCUCCCUGCUGCAGCCCCUGGUCCUGCAGCCCCCCACUGCGUCCCAGACCCUGGGCAGCAGCCGGCUGCUGGUGGCCUCCUGGGUGGUGCAGAUCGUGCUGGGGGUGUUGAGUGGGGUCCUGGGAGGCUUCCUCUACAUCUCCGGCUCCACCACCCUGCGGGAAUCGGGAGCUCCCAUCUGGACCGGGGCUGUGGCUGUGCUGGCUGGAGUUGUCGCCUUCGUGUAUGAGAAACGCGGUGGCAUCUACUGGGCCCUGCUAAGGACCGCGCUCACGCUGACAGCUUUCUCAACGGCCACUGCCGCCAUCGUCAUUGCAGCUGCAAAUUUCAACCAGUACCACUAUUCUUUUUAUGACGAUAUCUGUGAUGUCUCUCCGUCCUGGGGUCCCACCUGGCCCCCUGGCACCCCAAAUCCAGAUGUUAGCAGACAACAGCUAUGCAUCUUGUACCUGGACAAGCUGAAGGCCAUGUUCACAGGCCUUCAAGUCAUACUAUUAGGUGUCUGGGUUCUGCUGCUCCUGGCGUCUCUGGUCCCCCUGUGUCUGUGCUGCUGGAGGAGGUACCAACAGAAGGAGAAAGGAGACCUUCUCCUGGAAGAUACUGCCGGGGGUGGUGAAAUCUAGCCCCACCCCUCCGGAGGACUCAGACCUGGAGCUCCACCUGGAUGGGUCCCACCUCUGCCUCCUGGGAGAAAACUCGGGGCAGAGGGAGGGCCCCCCCCCCAGCCCCACCUACCCUUCCCCUACAGCCUGGCCACCGCCCCAUUCCACCAGCCGUCUGAGCUGCUCUUGCCCGUUUCCUGCUCAGCUUCACCGUCCUGCCUGCUUCGUGUCUCCUCCUGAGCAAUGUUAAUAAAUUCUCCUGACGCUGCUCCCA